AUGAGUAGAAUGAAUGAUGAAGUUAUGGAAGAUAAACCAGAGGAUAUUAAUGAUUAUGAAAAAGGUCCACUUUCAAUCUUAAUGGACAGUGUAAAUAAUAAUACUCAAGUUUUAAUCAAUGUUAGAAAUAAUAAAAAACUUUUAGGUAGAGUCAGAGCUUUUGAUCGUCAUUGUAAUAUGGUUUUAGAAAAUGUUAAAGAAAUUUGGACAGAAGUACCAAAAACUGCUAAAGGUAAAAAGAAAGCGAAACCAAUUAAUAAAGAUCGUUUCAUUAGUAAAAUGUUUUUAAGAGGUGAUUCAGUUAUUUUAGUUUUAAAAAAUCCUUUAGGCGCACCACCACAAACCGUUUAA
Dictyostelium purpureum is the source of this 351-nucleotide messenger RNA. RefSeq lists its product as uncharacterized. NCBI's taxonomy places the organism in Eukaryota, Evosea, Eumycetozoa, Dictyosteliales, Dictyosteliaceae. Gene Ontology annotation, cellular component: U2 snRNP; catalytic step 2 spliceosome; precatalytic spliceosome. The record is from RefSeq and is a predicted model, not a curated record. Gene Ontology annotation, molecular function: RNA binding. The coding region runs from base 1 to 351 and encodes 116 amino acids. The transcript is spliced from 3 exons. Gene Ontology annotation, biological process: RNA splicing; spliceosomal snRNP assembly.